Molecule: messenger RNA, 2613 nt
Organism: Tricharina praecox
Lineage: Eukaryota; Fungi; Ascomycota; Pezizomycetes; Pezizales; Pyronemataceae
Exons: 4
Coding region: 258-2183 (641 amino acids)
Molecular function (GO): cobalt ion transmembrane transporter activity; magnesium ion transmembrane transporter activity; cobalt ion binding
Source: RefSeq, a predicted model, not a curated record
CACCGGACACCCAGCCCUGCGGCCUGCGGUCCUGCGGUCCUGCGCGCGGCGCUGGAAUCAGCCAACAGCAUGGUGAACAGCGGCAGGGAUCCACGGCGGCAGCUGUGCAGCUGUUGCCUGUGCUUGUGCCGCUGUGCAGCUGUCUACAUUUGUAUGUAGAUAUUUCUAUAUCGUCGCAGGCAAACACCCCCCCUUCGUCCGGCCCCCCAGACUCCCAGAGUCCAUCACCGUUCUCCCCGCGCACCCGACCCUCAUCCAUGUCCCGGCCACCGCUCGCGCCCGCCAGCAGCACGCACAGCUACUACCGGCACUUCCCGUCGUUCAACUUCCAGGACCUCGACGACACGGACGCGUACCGCACGUGCGAGAGCGCGCUGAAAUCUCGCAGCACCAAGAACUUCAUCGCAGACUUUGGCGGCGCCGCGGUUGAUGGCGGCGAGGCGUGGUGCGCGCUGAAUGUUGUGGGCGUUACCGGAGUGCGCGCGCUGCUAGAGCAGCGGAGGCAGGUUGCGUUGAGGACGAGGUGGAUAAAUAUCUUCGAUCCUUACGGCCAGGCCGAGCUCGUCAACGCCAUCACGGAGUACUACGGGUUCUCGCCGCGGCUGAGCAAAGUGAUCACUACGCCGCCGGUAUCGCGGCGGCGGCCGGCGCCGUCGUCGAUUCGCCCGCCGUCGCGCAUGCGUGAUCGGUUCCUGGGCCGCACGUCGGGGAGCAGUGGGCUCGAGGAUAUGGUUAGGGAUCUGGAACAGCAGCAGCAAAACCAGCAGGAAACGCCGCAUUCGAUGUAUCUACAGCCGAAUACGAAUCAGCCCCUACAUGUCGGUGAUGGCCUCGAAAUGGUCGAGAUGGAAAACGCGGCGAGUCCGGCUGCGCCGAAAAUGAACUAUAUGAAUCUGGUGCAGAAUGUUUGGCAUUUUCAUGCGGUCGAGUGGGGCGGGAGGUUUAUUUGCAUAGGGUUCAAUCACCAUCAUAAGACGUCACCGGAGACGUGGGAUAGAAAGCAGAAAUCGGGAGAAGAGCUGGACGAAGAUGGGGAAGAGCCUUUCGAUACGGGCGACUACAAUCCCGAGGGAAAACGUCUCUGGAGCUGGCUCGUCCUUUGCGACGACGGAACCGUGAUCUCAAUCCAUGAGCCUCUGGACACAAUCUCGAAACCGGAGGACAUCCUCACCAUUCGCCGCAACAUGCUGACAGUCUUCCGUUCGCUCUCACUCUCCCCCGCGGCGAAAACCGUGCGCGCAAACGCAUCGACAGUAGCCCUCGGCAGCGGCCUCGACGACCUCCCAUUCCGGCGACAGCAACCCCGGAGCGAAAACGUCUACGGCGGCCCGUCCCUCCUCCUGUACUACCUCUUCGACGACUGGCACUCGUCCUACGAGUUCGUUCUCGGCCGCGGGGCGCCAUACAGCACGCAGAUGCGCAACCUGCGCAACCAAAUGCACAAAGACCCACAACUCUCGCACCUCUCCCAGCUCCACCGGCUAUCCCGACAGCUCGCCAUGCUGAAGCGCAUGUACGAGACCAAAAAGAUAAUCGUGGACAACAUCCUCCACCGACAAGAAAACAGCGCGAGCAAGCACAGGCCCCUCACGCCGACCUCUGCCACUGGGUGGUCCGAAGCCGACCCACACGAUCCCAACCAGAUGAUGGCCAAGACCAUGGGCGACUCGGACAUCCUGGGGGUGCCGUUGCAGCCGCUCGCAGUAGCGCGUUUCGAGCGGCUGCGCGACCGCAUCAAGCUCUACGUGCUCGGCGAGCUCGAGGCGCUGCUCGCCGAAAAGGCAGAGCUCGAAACACUCACGUUCAACCUCAUCUCGCUGAAGCAGUCGACAACCGUCGAGCUGCUCACGCGCGUCACUAUCUGGUUCGCCGGGUUCACGUUCGUGUUCCUCCCGCUGACACUGGUCACGGGGUACUUCUCUAUGCAGCUCGUCGAUACGCAGAAUAAGUACGGACAGCGGACGUUCUGGGGUUCCGCCGGUGUCACGAUGGCACUGACGAUUAUCGUGCUGUAUACCGUCGGUAAGAGCACGGGUACCAUGGAGUUCGAUUCGAUGUGGCGCGGCGUCAAGAAGGUCUGGUUUAGUUGGCUAGAGAAGAAUAGAGAUAGGAAGAGGAGGAAGGGAUCGCAGCAGCAGCAGCAGCAGCAAAGGCCUGCGGUGGUCGUGGCGAAGGUGGAGUGAUUACUGGUGAGUGAGAGGUGCAUGCAGCAUACAUACAAGAGGAGUUAUAACUUUUGGAGCGAUUUCUUGGAUGAGAUACCUACUUUUUUGGAUGAGUAAUGCAUAGUGUAAAUCGAGUACUUUCAAGACGGGGACGAGUUUUCAAUGGUGUGCGGGCGGGUCAGUCUACUUGGGUCUGGGUCUGGGGGAUGAGGAAGAUAUCAUAGAGAGUUUUGGACGGCUGGGUGGAGGCUAGAGUACCUAAUUUGCAGGAUGUAUGGUGUAUCUGCCCGUCUUUUGUACCUGCAUAGAUCAUUCCUGGUUCAACUAUUUCACUUUUGGGAAGCAACGGUACCGAAGAGAGCUGGAUAGGUACCUGUACACCUGCACAAGCUACUGGCACCUAGCCCAUGCCGUAUCCCAGGGAUUCCAUGUGGCGAGUCCAAACGUC